CAAUGGGCACGCGAGUCACCGCUAGUCGCCCCCACUGCCCCCAAGUCCCACUAAUGUCUCUCUCAGCGUGGACGCAACGUCACGUCCGCACUUGAACUUGAAUUCUUAUCCCAUUGUACAGAGGCAACCCCAGCCACACACACACGAAGGGGUCCUCCCAAAGCAACAAGACGGAAACACUGGACCUCCGCUGUUUGGAAUGAGAGAAAGAGGAGGUGUUUGGCUGUAACUGGCUGUUGUCUCCGUCUCCCCCUCAACUCCUAGAGCGUAGAGUUCCAUGCCAUUCCGUUCACCGUUGCCAAGACGCGCGCCGCGAGGACUGAAUGGGGCCAAAGCUCACAUCACGUAAAUGAGUAGCUAAUUUGUUAUAAUUAUUUAAGAACAUAUCAGAGGAGAAGAAGAGGUGACAGUUGAAUCGAAUAUUGACCCAUCGGUCGAAGAGUGGCAUGCACCGUAGGCUACUCCAGUUGUCAACGCGCUGCAGAAGAGGGCACCUCGUCGGAAUUUAAAUGAUCGUUAUUCUCUGCAAUUAUUACAAUAUCCAUUGCUGUAUUAACAAAACAUAACCUUCCAGAAAUAUUUGCAUGCACCUGCAUGUUUCUGUUGUGUCCUAAAGCUUCCUUUGGCAAUUCCAGGUGUUGCGUUUAGGGUGAGUGAUUCUGCGAUAAGAGAACUGGACAAUUGACCAACGGUUUUUACCCGCCUUUCAACAACCACAAUAAAAACACACUAGGCUCAUUUUCACUUGCAGUAGCUUUGUGUAAAUCGUCUGAAUUGGAAGCAAUUUGAAAAAAGUUACCGGGCACCAGACCAGCGGAGGAUCAUCACGGAGCAAGCCAACCCCAAGCGCAGGUCUCCGGGCGAUGCCAGAGUAGAUGCAGGGGCAAUGUCCCGUCGCAAGCAGGGGAACCCACAGCACCUACCACUGUCGCAAAGAGAAACAAUACGACCCGAGGCCAAUCAUGAGUUGGGGGUGGGAACUCGCUCCCCGGAGCCGUCCACUCCCAGCCCCACUCCGAGGAGGGCGGGGACAGGGGAGCAUGACCUCUUGACCUGUGGGAGGUGCCAGACCAAAUUCCCUCUGGGAGACAUCCUGGUCUUCAUAGAGCAUAAGAGACGACGGUGCAGUGGGGGAGGCCGCGCCUCUGGGGGGUUCUCCAAACCGGGCGAAAGGGGGAACCCCGUCUUGCUGCGGGGAGGGGCGGUGCCGGUGGAGGUGGGGGUACAGGUGACCCCUCAUGGGGAGGAAGAAGAGGAGAGGAGGCUGACGCCCGCUAAAGGAAUCUGUCCCAAGCAGGAGAGAGGGAACACAGGUAAAGAUGAGCCGUCCAGCUACAUUUGCACCUCUUGUAAACAGACCUUCACCAGCGCCUGGUUCCUGCUCCAGCAUGCCCAACACACCCACGGCAUCCGCAUCUAUCUGGACACACACCCCUCCAACUACACCCUCACCCCUCGCAUGGCCCUCCCCCCUCCCAUGGGUGGGGGAGACUCCCUCCCUCGUUCUCCCUUACCAACCUUCCUGGGGGACACCUCUAACUCCUUCCACCUCCUCCGAAUGGCGGCGCCACUACUCAGGGAGCACCACCCACACCAUCCCCAACACCCUCACCACCCCCGUCCCCCUCCGGGCUAUCUGGACACCCGGCUCCCUGCCACCCCACCCUUCGUCAGACCCCCGCCCCCCAGACACCUCCUGGAGCGCCUGGGUCCAGAGGAGAUGGGGCCCCUGCUCUUCCAGCACCCAAGUGCCUUCGAGAGGGUGAUGCGUCUGACCCCAAUGGAUCCUCCUUCCAUGGACUUCUCCAGAAGGCUCAGAGAGCUGGCGGUUGGCAACAAUACUAACAACGGAGGCCCUACACCUCCUCUCUCGCCCACCCGGGUGCCCCCCAUGCACCGCCUGCUGAGUCCAACUCUCUUCCAGUCGGGCUCCAAGCCCCCACCGUUCCUCACCUACCCCCCACAGCCCCCCACGCCUCAGGGAAACGCCACCACUCCUCCCCAGGGCCAGAACCAGGCCCAGGUCCAGGCCCAAGCCAAGUCCAAGUCCUGUGAGUUUUGUGGAAAGUCCUUCAAGUUCCAGAGUAACCUGAUAGUCCACAGACGGAGUCACACAGGAGAGAGGCCCUACAAGUGUCAUCUGUGUGACCAUGCCUGUUCUCAAGCCUCCAAGCUGAAGAGACACAUGAAGACACACAUACACAAGUCAGGCUCCAUGGGGAGCUCCCCUGAACAGGAGAAUAGAGGAGAGGUAGGAGAGGGGGAGGAGAAGAGCAGAGAGGGGGAGGGAAGAAUGGGGAUGGACAACGAGGAGGAGGAAGAGGAUGAGGAAGAGGAAGAAGAGGAGGAAGAAAUUGAGGAUGAGGAGGAGAUGAGGAACGGCCUAAGUAGGCCUGAGUCUAACCUGAGCAUGGACUCAGAGUUCCACAAGAACAGGGAGAACGGGUCGAGGCCUUCCCCAGACGAGAAGCCUCAUGGUGGGGAUAGAGUGACGGAGAGCGGAGGGGUGGGUAUCAUGCACCCAUACAACCACCUGGACAAUCACCUGAGGCUGGCCCCUUCCAAGAAGACCAUGAGUCUGGAUAGGGAGAGGCAGCCUAAUAGAGAGUCGAGAGAGGGGGGAGAUAUAGGGAGGGGGGAGAUGGAGAUGGAGCGGGACAGAGAGCGAGCGUUGGACAGGGCGAUGGACAGAGAGAGAGAAAGUGGAAGAGAGGAAAGGCCCUUGAUGAACGGAAGGAUCAGUGGGUCUGAAGACUCUUUCUCUGGACUGUUCCACCGCCGGCCCACCCCCAUCACCAGCCCCAACCCCUCCAACAAGAGAAUCAAGGUGGAGAAGGAGUUGGAGCUCCCCGCGGCUCCGACCCUCAUCUCCCCAGAGAACAUGUACUCCCAGCUCCUGGCGGGUUACGCCGCUUCACGCCACUUCAUCAGAGAACCUUUCCUCCACGGCUUCAGUGACGCCCACCAGUCCCCCUUCGCCACCUCCUCAGAGCACUCCUCCUCCGAGACGGGUUCCCUCCGCUUCUCCACCUCUCCUGGGGAAUUCCUGGAGGGAGUGGGCGCAUCGGGCCGCAGCGGCAGCUCCACCCCUCACCUCCUGCGGGGUCCUGGGCCAGGUCGACCCCCUAGUAAGGAGAGCAGACGGAGCGACACCUGCGAGUACUGUGGGAAGAUAUUCAAGAACUGCAGCAACCUGACGGUGCACCGACGCAGCCACACGGGAGAGAGGCCCUACAAGUGUGACCUGUGCAGCUACGCCUGCGCACAGAGCUCCAAGCUAACUCGCCACAUGAAGACCCACGGGCAGUUUGGGAAGGAGGUGUACCGCUGUGACAUCUGCCACAUGCCCUUCAGCGUCUACAGCACCCUGGAGAAACACAUGAAGAAGUGGCACGGGGAACACUUGAUGGCCAGCGACGUCAAACUGGAGGAGGCUGAGAGAGGCUAGGUUACGCUAGGCUAAAGCUAAGGCUAGGCUAGGCUAACACCUCAGACUCAUUCUGAAUGAACACUUACAGGACUUCAACACGGGGCUUGGCUGGAUAAUCUUUCAUCUUCUUGAAUAUUUUUGGGACAAUUUAAUGUAUGUAAUUCUGUUUUUGUUUGUUCUUUUUUGUCACAGAAACUGCCAACUGAGAAAUAUAACAAAGGGAAACAUGGGAUGUUUCUAGAAACCUAUAGUUUCCUGCCAACUAUUGAUCUAUCUGAGGAUUUUAUCAUUUUCGGAAUCCAUUGAGCCUUUCUACUGUGCAAUAAUGUCUGUAUUUAUUGGAGUUUUGUAAAGAUAUUGGGCAUGUGCAGGUACAUCUUUGUGGGGUUUUAUAGGGAAUUAGGUAGCUAGCUAGUAAGUAAAAAAAAAAUAUGCUGAAUUUUUUUUUCUCAGAAAAACACAUAACUUGAAACAGGUCACAUUUGAUUAUAAAUAAAAUUGUAAUUUUGAUUUGUUAAUUAAAAACAAUUCCUUUAAGGAAACUAUAAGUAAAUGAGUAAAGUUCUUAAAUUAUGAUAGAAAUGAUUUAUUUUUAAUCUGCAUUAUUAAUAUCCUAUUAGGUCAACAUCUCUGACAUCAAGCACUGAAUGUCACUAUGACAACACAAUUUACAUUUUAGAAUUUCAAAAAACCCCAAAUGUUGAUGUUUUAAAAGUCUGAAUAGAUUACAGCCAAUUUUACACAAACUAUUCUUUUUUUAAUAUCAGCAUGUGUUAUUAGUAUGAUGCAAUCCAGUCCCCACAGUCCCAAUAUUAGCCAGGGACAUAAAUAGCGGUUGCAGACAUUGACAUGAACUCCUUAGAUGCAGGAUUAAAUCACCAUGGGAAUAUUUAAGUUCAAACUUGCUGUAGUAAAAAUGUGGAAAGGAGAAGAGUCCUAUACAACGUUAUGUGUGUGGAUGUUUUGGGAAGAAUACACCGUUGUAUUUCAUCAAACAUUAUGUAAAUAUUAGAUUUUCUUUGAUCCAUCAUUAUUAAACAAAAACGAAAUGUAUACUAGACCCAUAUUUUACAUUCGGAAUGUCCACUCUAACUAAAACAAUCAAAGAUCUGUGGCUUGAGUUAUUUAAGUUCUGAAUAAUAUACAUUGUUAUUGCAACCAUUCACUAGAUAAUUGCAAUACAGGUCCUCUCAAUAGUGCUUCCUUCCUAUGGUCAUACUGUUUACAUUUGAACAGCAUAGCAGCAAUGUCCCUUACACCCUCUUGACACAUGAUAAAGCUUCAUCAAAACCAAUUUGUUAAGUUAAACUUUUAAACAUUCUACAUUGUACUGUACAUUCCACUUCUAGAAUCAUUUCAUUGUUCCUUCUGGGGAAUUCUUGAACAGUAGUGUUCUCGUCGCCCAGGGUGAGUUCUGAUCCCCUCAGGAUUCAGCAAAACGGUCUCAGAAUGGAAUUCAUAUCAAUGCCUGUGUUUCUCCACUGUGUGCUCUAAGCCUCAAUCUGCCUGCCUGCUUUCACAGUUCACUAACUCAGCGUUCAUGUAUUAGUGGAGCAGCUUUGAAAAGGAAAAGGUGGGGGUUGUUCAUUUUGCUUCACAAAGCGAUAUGGGGGUUUAACGCCCAAUAACAGAUUUGUGAAGACACUGUACGUGGCGUUCGUGACUUUUAGGGAUUUACAAUUUGUGAUUUUCAGCUGCGUGGAAUGAGGAUGGCUCAUCCUUGAAUGAAUCUAAAAAAGCCCUAUUUGAGUUACAUUGAGUUAUGGUAAUAAUGUUCAGCACAGCUGUUAGACUGAUGGCCACAUGACCUUGAGAUCUGAUUGGAUCAUUCUUGAGGUAGAAAAUGAAAAAUUGAAAUAGAGAAAAUGGAGAGGGGGUAGAGGGAGAGAGGGAGAGAGGGGAUAGAGGGAGAGAGGGAGAGAGGGAGAGAGGGAGAGAGGGGAUAGAGGGAGAGAGGGAGAGAGGGAGAGAGGGGAUAGAGGGAGAGAGGGAGAGAGGGGAUAGAGGGAGAGAGGGAGAGAGGGAGAGAGGGAGAGAGGGGAUAGAGGGAGAGAGGGAGAGAGGGAGAGAGACAUAGAAUGAAAGAGAGAGAGAGAGAGACCCAAGCAAGGAUCAAAGUCAUUCAAAUGAAAUUGAAAGCAUAUGAAAAGUGUGUUUUAACCCAAAUGCAUAUCUACUGGUCAAAUCUAAUACCAAGGACAUCAGAGAGAGAGAAAGAGGAGCAAUAUUAGGGAAGAUUGAGGCCACAUCUUCCCUUAAUACAACCAUCUUCAAUAGAGAUAAUCACCUCACCUCAAAGAUAUCACUUCACACAGCCUGUUUUAAAUGUGCUGUGUGUGUGUUUAGGCAAUUGGACAUGGGUGUGCACUCGAAUGAAAAUCUUCCUAUUUAUCAUCAUCUUGUUGACAGAAAUCAGAUUCUUACACAAAACACUUAUCUCAUAAUGGUCCUCCAUUUCAGAUCAGCAUGUGGAAAUGGAAUAGAUUAGUUAUCAUAAUGUAUGCGACUGGCUGAAAAGGUGUAGAUACCAUAGAGACAUGCGUUUGGGGAAGACACAUGUUGAUAUUCAGUAAGAGUACAUCUUUAGUGUAUUCCAAUAAAAAAAUGUUUUUUUUUAUCAAUUCUCACUUCAGAACAAAGUUGAUAAUAACUACAAUAACUGUUAUUAUUGCAAUUGAGACAGCGGAGAGGAGAAACCUACAAUUCCCACUUCUGAACAAGCUUCAUAUAUUCCAUCCAAAAUAUGGAUGCUAGAGAGUUAUUUUAAUCGCAUUGAGGAACCAGGAAGACAGACUCGCAAAACAGAACUAGUCAUCUCAUACAAGAACAUUCAGUAGCAGAAUAAUGUUUACAGUGUUUGAAGUAUGUUAAUGAUGAAAUCCUCUGUGUUUUGAAUGCCAUAACUAGCAUUGUAUGGUAAUGAUGGUGGAGGGAUUUUCAUUAAGUAGAUUUACAUGAGUAGUUUACGUAUCAUUUCUUGCUCACUGUAUGACGAUACACAGUGUCUUUGUAAUAUUGAUAAAUGAUGCUGUGUUUUUAAAAACAAAUGGUUCCAACAUUCUGUUAGCCUAUUUUUCUUUUCCCAAUCCAAUUGUGAUUUGAUUUAAAUGUUUAAAGUCAUUUUUUGGGGGGUAAAUCUAUCCUAAUAUGGAUUUUUUUAAAAACAUUUAAAUUAGAAAUCAUCCAGAAUAUCAGAGGAAUUUUGGGAUUGGGAUUCUGCAAUGGGUUAUGGGAGAAAUGUUUUUUUUUUUUUUAUAUAAAACAAAAUAAAAAAAAUCUGUUUUAGGAGGCGUUCAUGGACAAUAUUGUUUUUUUUUCUUCUCAUGGUUGGUUGACGUUCUUGUGAUGGCACUUAAAAUUUAAAUUUUAACACAUUUUCAACUUUCAUGACUUUUUGCUCUUUGUACAAAUAUCUUUUUUUCCUUUUUUGAGGGAUUGUUGUGAAAAAUAAGUAGUUUCAAAGCAGCAGCAGUAACGUCGGCUGUCUUGAACAUAUAUGUAUUUUUGUAAUGUGUUGAAAAGAAAGUCAACAAAUCCAAUAAAUGUUGCAAUUGCC
Oncorhynchus kisutch (coho salmon) is the source of this 6986-nucleotide messenger RNA. RefSeq names its product B-cell lymphoma/leukemia 11B. The transcript is spliced from 5 exons. Lineage: Eukaryota; Metazoa; Chordata; Actinopteri; Salmoniformes; Salmonidae. Gene Ontology annotation, molecular function: RNA polymerase II cis-regulatory region sequence-specific DNA binding; DNA-binding transcription factor activity. Gene Ontology annotation, cellular component: nucleus. Gene Ontology annotation, biological process: positive regulation of transcription by RNA polymerase II. The coding region runs from base 887 to 3448 and encodes 853 amino acids. The record is from RefSeq and is a predicted model, not a curated record.